UAGUGGAACGGUCUUGACUGACAGGCCUUGGCUUAUUCUGACCUAUAGUUUUAUCCUUCUACACCAAGAAAGACUUGUGUUCAGUACUUGAAGGAGCUGGGGAUGCUGGUAGGCUGUCAUUUCCUCAGCCCAGUGUGUGAGCAGGCGGCCCAGAGAUGGAAAACUUCAUUCUUUACGAGGAGAUUGGCAGGGGAAGCAAGACCGUGGUGUAUAAAGGGCGGCGAAAGGGAACCAUCAAUUUCGUAGCUAUUCUGUGUACUGAGAAGUGCAAGAGACCGGAAAUAACCAAUUGGGUUCGUCUCACCCAUGAAAUUAAGCACAAGAAUAUUGUAACUUUCCACGAGUGGUAUGAAACCAGCAAUCAUCUCUGGCUAGUCGUGGAACUGUGCACAGGUGGAUCCUUAGAAAUGGUUAUUGCUCAAGACGAAAACCUCCCAGAAGACGUCGUGAGGGAAUUCGGGGUUGACUUGAUUACCGGAUUACAUCACCUUCAUAAACUUGGGAUUCUUUUUUGCGACAUCUCUCCCGGGAAGAUCCUAUUGGAAGGGCCCGGCACAUUGAAAUUCAGCAAUUUCUGCUUGGCGAAGGUGGAAGGUGAAAAUUUGGAAGAGUUCUUUGCUUUGGUGACAGCAGACGAGGGAGGCGGAGACAGCGGGGACAGCGGACUGAAGAAGAGUAUGCACAGCAGAUUGAAAGGAUGUCUGGUGUAUACGGCACCGGAAGUCCUGAGGGGCGCCGACUUCUCCAUCACCAGUGACCUCUGGUCUUUGGGCUGUCUGCUUUAUGAAAUGUUUUCAGGGAAGCCUCCAUUUUUCUCAGAACAUUUUUCAGGAUCAGUUGAACAGAUUUUACGUCAAGAUCCUUCACCACCUGCUCCAAAAGAUUCUUCUCUUCCUAAAGCUUCUCCAGACUUUAUUAAUUUGCUGGAAGGUUUACUUCAAAAAGAUCCUCAGAAAAGAUUGUCGUGGCCCGGCCUGCUCCAGCAUUCAUUUUGGAAGGAUGCUUUCACUAGAAAAGACCGGGACUCCACCAGUGCCGAGGAUUCCAGCUUCAGCAGAAAUGGGACGGACUCUUCGGGACUACUGGAUUCCAAGGAGCUUUUGAAGAACCCUCAGAGUGGACAAGGCAAAGGGCCCAGGAGUGUUCAGCGGCUAAGUCGCUCCUUUAGACUAGAAAACCCAACCAAAUUGAAGCCUAAGAGUACCUGUGAGGGUCAACUGAAUGAAUCCAUGUUUCUUCUCAGUUCUCGUCCUACCCCAAGAACAAGCACAGCAGUGGACAUAACUCCUGGGGAAGAUCUGAUGCAGGGCUCACCACAGAAGGCGUCUCCUCUGAUGAAGAUUACAAAUAGACCCCUGAGUCAGCAUGACCUGGAAUCCCAGAUGAGAGGGCUUAUCUACACAGAUUCCGAUCUGGUCGUCACCCCAAUCAUCGACAAUCCAAAGAUAAUGAAACAACCACCAAUAAAAUUCGAUCCCAAGAUAUUACAUCUGCCAGCAUAUUCAGUGGAUAAAUUGGUGUUUCUGAAAGACCAAGACUGGAAUGACUUUUUGCAACAGCUGUGCGCACAGAUAGACUCCAGUGAGAAGAGCACUGGGGCCUCCCGAGCCAAGCUCAACCUCCUGUGCUACCUGUGCGUGGUGGCCAGUCACAAGGAGGUGGCCAGCCGGCUCUUCCACUCCCCGCUGUUCCAACUGUUAAUCCAGCACUUGCGGAUUGCCCCAAACUGGGACAUACGUGCCAAGGUCGCCCGGGUGAUUGGAUUACUGGCCUCACACACAAUUGAGCUCCAGGAAAAUACACCUGUUACUGAGGCAAUUACUCUCUUAACGGAAUUAAUUAGAGAAAACUUCAGGAACAGCAAACUGAAGCAGUGCCUCCUACCAGCCCUCGGGGAGCUCAUCUAUCUGGUAGCCUCCCAGGAAGAGAGAAAAAAGAACCCGAGAGAAUGCUGGGCCGUCCCCUUGGCUGCGUACACCGUGCUAAUGAGGUGCCUCCGGGAAGGGGAAGAGCGCGUUGUGAAUCACAUGGCAGCUAAGAUCGUCGAGAACGUCUGCACCACGUCCUCGGCGCAGGCCCAGGGCUUCAUUACCGGGGAAGUCGGGCCCAUCUUAUGGUUUCUCUUCAAGCACUCCACGGUUGAUGCGCUUAGGAUCACAGCAAUCUCGGCCUUGUGCAGAAUCACUCGCCACUCUCCGGCCGCCUUCCAGAACGUGAUUGAGAAGGUGGGCUUGACCAUGGUGCUAAGUUCCCUGGCCUCUGCCAUCUGCAAAGUCCAGCAGUACAUGUUGACCUUAUUCACUGCGAUGCUGUCCUGUGGGAUCCAUCUUCAGAGACUCAUCCAAGAAAAGGACUUUGUCUCCACAAUCAUCCGGUUGUUGGACAGCCCCUCGACAUGCAUUCGAGCAAAAGCCUUCCUGGUUCUUUUAUAUAUUUUGAUCCAUAACCGUGAGAUGUUACUGCUCAGCUGCCAAGCAAGACUGGUGAUGUACAUUGAGCGAGACAGCAGGAAGACCUCCCCAGGCAAGGAGCAGCAGGGCGGCAACGCGUACCUGUCCCAGUGCCUGGACCUCCUCAUCCGCCACAUCGCGCAGGGACUGCCACGCAUCCUGGGUGACAUUCUGAACGCCCUGGCGAGUGUUUCUGGCCGCAAGCACCCGUCAACAGUGCAAGUGAAGCAGCUGAAGCUCUGCCUCCCCCUGAUGCCUAUUGUGCUUCACCUGGUGACUUCUCAGGUAUUUCGACCGCAGGUUGUCACGGAGGAGUUCCUCUUCAGUUACGGAACUAUUCUCAGUCAUAUUAAAUCAGUAGACUCAGGAGAAACUAACAUAGAUGGAGCCAUAGGACUCACGGCAUCAGAAGAAUUUAUCAAGAUCACGUUGUCAGCCUUCGAAGCAAUAAUACAGUAUCCCAUUUUAUUGAAAGACUAUCGCUCUACGGUUGUUGAGUAUAUCCUGCCUCCUCUGGUGUCCCUGGUUCAAAGCCCAAAUGUGGAGUGGAGGCUCUUCAGCUUGCGCUUGCUGUCAGAAACCACAUCUCUACUCGUGAACGAGGAGGUUGAGGACGGAAAGGAGGCGAACCUUGAUUCCGACAGCAAUCUUCUGGCUCUCAUUAGAGACGUCUUACUCCCCCAAUACGAGCACGUUCUGACGGAGCCGGACCCGGUGCCCGCGUACGCCCUGAAGCUGCUGGUCGCCAUGACGGAGCACAACCCAACCUUUACCAGACUUGUGGAAGAAAGCAAGCUGAUCCCACUCAUUUUUGAAGUCAUUCUGGAGCAUCAGGAGAGCAUUCUGGGUAACACCAUGCAAAGUGUGAUUGCAUUGCUCAACAAUUUGGUUGCCUGCAAAGAUUCGAAUAUGAAGCUACUUUAUGAACAAGGCCUCGUUGGUCAUGUCUGUAACCUGUUAACGGAAACUGCCACGCUGUGCUUGGAUGUGGACAGUAAAAGCAACAACGAGACGGCGGCCGCCCUGCUGUUUUCCCUGCUGGACAUUCUGCACGGCAUGCUGGCCUACACCUCCAGCAUUGUACGGCAGGCUCUGCAGGCACAGAAGUCCGGCUCUGGAAGAGACACGCAGGCUGCGGAAGACCUGCUGCUGCUCGGCAAACCUCUGACGAAACUCGUCAGCCUGCUCAUCCCACUGCUGCCUCAUGAAGAUCCUGAAGUUUUUGAGGUGUCAUCCAAGUGCCUGUCCAUACUGGUUCAGCUGUACGGAGGGGAGACCCUAGAUAGCCUGUCUCCUGACAAUGCCGAAAGCUUUGCUGAGCUGCUCACAUUGAAGAAGGACCCCAGGGAACAGAAGCUUCUGUUGCGAAUUCUCAGGAGACUGGUCACUUCUAACGACAAGCUCCUAGAGAGCCUCAAGCAUGCAGGCGGGCUCCUGCGGGCCCUGGAGCAGCUGGGCACAGCAGCCACAGAGUCGGCCGACCAUGCAGUCGCCUCCUUGGCCUUGGAAAUCCUUCAUGCCGUGGGGCACCAAGGGAGAAGGCAGUAGGCACAGACUCACCCUGCAAGCCGUAACCCCCCAGCACUGGUGAAGCUGGCUCCGAACCUCGGCUGUAUUCUGGACUCUUAAUAAAGUCUGCUGACCCAGAA
This is a messenger RNA of Echinops telfairi (small Madagascar hedgehog), 4099 nucleotides long. It is a transcript of the gene ULK4, whose product is annotated as unc-51 like kinase 4. NCBI's taxonomy places the organism in Eukaryota, Metazoa, Chordata, Mammalia, Afrosoricida, Tenrecidae. The record is from RefSeq and is a predicted model, not a curated record. Gene Ontology annotation, biological process: protein phosphorylation. Gene Ontology annotation, molecular function: ATP binding; protein kinase activity. The transcript is spliced from 37 exons. The coding region runs from base 156 to 3998 and encodes 1280 amino acids.